CGAGGUAAAACGUUACUGGAAGAUUUGUCGAGUUCGCGCUCGGAGAAAAGAAGGAACGAUAGCGGUUGUGAAGUUUAGUGAAGUCAAGUAGAAGUGUGCCGAAUCCAAGUGCGGAGUAAAAGAAGUCGGAAGAAACCGGAACCGGAAAAGCCAGCUGUACAAGUGCAGUCCGUCCUGGUCAAGGUCAAGUCAAGAUCCAAGUCCGGGUCUGGUUCGAUCGUCGUUGAAUUCGUUACGGAAUCCAAGUUUCUGGAGGUUGCUACCGUCUGGUUUCAUCAUGUCCAUGCUUAAUUGCAACAUACUGCCGUUCCAUGAGACCGGCGAUGGCCCAACAUCUUCGCGUUGGGAAGAAUGGAAAGGACAAUUUUUGGCGUACCUGGCGUUGAAAGGUGUUACUGAUCACGAAGAAUUAUACAACGCUCUUAUGUGCUUCGGUGGACCGGACGUCAGGAAAAUUGCGAAAAAUGUGGAGAUCACCGGUAAUAUCCUGGACAACCGUUACAGAGCAGCGAUGGAGGCCUUGGAUAAUUACUUUUCUCCACGAAUGUCACUACGAUACGAGCGGUACAAAUUCAGGCAACUCAAGUUUAAUCCCAAGGAGAAAUUGGACCAGUUCGUUCUACGUCUCAAAACCCAAGCAGCGGCAUGCAAUUUCGAAGAUCAACUCGAUCAAAUGGUCAUGGAUCAAAUCGUUUAUGCAACUCAAAACGACGAUAAAUUGAGGGCCAAAUAUCUGGAAGCUGAUGUAACUCUGGACGAAAUGCUGAAGAUUGGGCGUACUCAUGAGACCGUGGCCACCCAGGUACAAGAAUUUCGAUCCAAACCAACGUAUGAUGGUAUUGACGUCCAAGAACUGCAAGCGGUGUCUCAUUCAGGCAAUACUCUAAAGGAUAAAGGUACGUGCACUAAAUGUUCAGGAAAACACCCUACUGGCGAUCAGAAAUGUCCUGCUCGGGAAUCGAGGUGCAACAACUGUGGGAAAAUGGGACAUUUUGCACGUUGCUGUUGGAAACCGCGCCAAACCUUUCACCCUUACGGACAGCAAGACAAACGGGCUGUUUCGGAAAGCUCUAAUUAUCCAGCCAGCCGUUUCCGAGGAAGCUCAUCGAACAAGAAACAGAAGUUUGUAAGAGAACUGGAUGAUGUUACCGAUAAGGUGGAGAUCCGUGAAUUGUUCCACCUCGACAACAAACGCAGAGUAGAUGCAGCUGUUGGGGGAGUGAAGCUUCGUUUCGUAGUGGAUACUGGUGCGGAUGAAGACGUCCUCAGCGCAGCCGACUGGAAGACCCUGAAGAAGGUGGGUUUCAAGGCAUUUGAUGUACGGAAAGGCAGCAAGAAAAUUUUCCGAGGAUAUGGUUCAAAUCAUCCCUUGACAGUCCUUGGCGAAGUGGAUGCAGAAAUUUCGAUAGGAGAUCAAGCCUGCAGCACCACGUUCUUCGUAAUCGAAGGAGGAAACUGUUCGUUGCUUUCCGGGAGGUCGGCCGAAAAUCUAGGAGUGGUAAAGUUUCUCAACGUAGCAAACAGCAUUGCUUUGCCCUGCAUCAAAGGUGAGAUUUGAUUAUCAAUUGUUUGUUCUUGAUUAUAAUAUAUAACGAAUUAUGUAGAUA
Aedes albopictus (Asian tiger mosquito) is the source of this 1607-nucleotide messenger RNA. RefSeq lists its product as uncharacterized. The record is from RefSeq and is a predicted model, not a curated record. Bases 278 to 1558 code for a protein of 426 amino acids. Lineage: Eukaryota; Metazoa; Arthropoda; Insecta; Diptera; Culicidae. Gene Ontology annotation, biological process: proteolysis. The transcript is spliced from 2 exons. Gene Ontology annotation, molecular function: nucleic acid binding; zinc ion binding; aspartic-type endopeptidase activity.